AUGGUUUUUUUUAUAAGAACACGUAUUUAUCGAUUUUAUACCGGUAAAACGAGAUUUCUUUUCAAAAAAUUAUUCAUCCUCUUAAUCUUUAUAACAUUCCCUAUUACAUUCUUUUCAUCAUUUAAAAAAUUAACUCCAGAAUUAGAAGCAAUAAAUGUUACAAAUUUCAAUUAUUUUGAAUCAAUUUCUAAUAAUAAUAAUCCACAAAAUCAUUAUAAUAAUAAUAAUAAUAAUAAUAAUUAUGAUGAAAAUGAAAAAUUUUUAACAUACCUUCCACAUAGUCAAUUUCAUAAUCAAUUAAUUGAAUUAAAAAAUGCUAUAGUACUUGCUUAUUUAACAAAUAGAACUUUAAUUAUACCACCAAUAAUACAUUUUACUCGUAAUUUUUCUAUUCCAUAUGCACCUUUAAAUAGACUUUAUGAUCGAUUGAAUUAUUAUGAAAAUAUUAAAAGAAUUCGAUCAUCAUGUAAUAUAAAAAAUUCAAAAGAAGAAGAAGAAAAAGGUUAUUGUUCAUUAGAUUAUAUUAAACAUGAUUCUUUUAUAAUUAUAAAUUGGGAAGAAAUAUUUGAUCUUAACUGGAUUAAGAAUCAAAUUAAAAUUAUAAAUAGAAAUGAUUUUUCUAUUGAAGGUUUAUAUAAAAUUUGUAAUAUUCCUAUUAAUAAUGUUAAAGAAACGAUUAAUAAUAAUUUUAAUGAAUUAUUAUUAAAUAAUGAAAAUGUAUUUGUUUUAAGUCAAGGUAAAAAAGCUAAAAAUAGAUAUUAUUAUAGAUUUUUUGAUACUAUUAAUAAGGAUAAUAAUUAUGAAUUAAUUAAUUAUGAAUCCUAUUAUUUAAUUAAUGAUUUAAAAAAGAGAAAAGAAAAAUUGAUUCAUACUGAUAGUUUAUUUGGAAGUUUUAGAAUUGAUUUUAAGAAUGAAAAUAUUAUUAAAUGGAAAUCAGAAAUGGAUAGAAAUUUUUUAAUUUCUCAUCCAAUUUUAUUAAAAGUAGUUAAUAAUAUUAUUAAUAAAUUAGGUGGAUUUGGAACUUUUUUAGGUGUUCAUGUUAGAACUGGUGAUAGUAUAUUUAAAGAGAAUAUUAAAAAUACAAUUGAUCUUAUAAUUAAGGAUAUAAAAAAUACAUCCCAAAUACCAUCACAAAUACCACCACAAAUACCACCACAAAUAUCACCACAAAUGAUCGAUAUACCAAAAUCUAAAAAUCAUUUUAUUAAUUGUAAAUCACGAAACAAACGAAUUAUAUUUAUCGCAACCGAUUCUUCUAAUCCAUUUAUGGAAUUAUCAAAAAUCUUUUUUACUUUUGAUUGUGUAUUUACGUUAAAAGAUUUUGAAGAUUUAAUUGAACCUUUAAGAGAUAUAAAUUAUACAUUUGAUAGAAAUAUAAAAAUGUUAGAUUUCUUUUAUCCUUUAAUUGAUUUAUUAAUAAUUGCAAAUGGUAUGGAUGUUAUUGGAACUCCUAAUAGUACUUUUUCCGAAUUUGCAAAAUUUUAUCAUGAAACAUUAAUUUAUGAAGUAGACGAUUAA
Molecule: messenger RNA, 1518 nt
Organism: Rhizophagus irregularis DAOM 181602=DAOM 197198
Lineage: Eukaryota; Fungi; Glomeromycota; Glomeromycetes; Glomerales; Glomeraceae
Source: RefSeq, a predicted model, not a curated record